CGUCUAAAGUAUCACUCAUUUCUGAAGUGCAAAGGGGAGCUGUUACAGAGGCGUCCCUCUCGUAUUACUACUAUUACUGUCAUUACAUCGGUAUCAUACGGAAACUUACAACGCGAUGGUCGAAUGUUAUUUUGUAGUGCUGCUUCUAAUAUCUUUCUUCGAGCCUAGAACACAAGAUUAAAUUAGUCUUCAGAUUUGAUUGUAAGGGCCAAAAUAUUUGAGUAUGAUACCAUCAUCAUUAUUGAGAAGUUCUUUUAGCAUUCUGAGGAGACAUGUUAAUUUGUGUAAAAGAUCUCGCUCCCUCUUUUUGACCAUAAGGCCAACAAAUGUCUACAUUACCACCAACUACAGUUCUGACAAUCCUAGUUUGACAGCUCUUCAACAAGCUUCCAUAGCAGCAGACAAAGUGACAACAAAGGAAAUUGAAGAUGAUGAUAUAUUACUGGAAUUAGAGGAAAAAUUUUCUCCUGAACAAAAGGAGUACAUGUUGCCAAGUCAGCGUAGAAAAACACAUGAAGACAUCUUAAUAAAAAGGAUAGAGGACUGUGAAACAACACAUGAUGUCCUAGGAUUAUAUAAAAAGCAUUGUGAUAUCAUGACUCAUCGCCAUUUAUUGAGGAGUCUCAGAGUUCUUAAUCUCUUAGCUAGCAGAGGGGAUGUUGAUUUUGAGGAACUUCAUAAUAAUGAGGACUUUCGGGAAAUUUGUCAGAGAAUUCUUAAAUUGAGUCGGCGGAUGGAAGCAGAUGAGUUGCUCUUACUUUUACAGUAUUUAUGUCGUUUAAAAGUGAAUGUACGUUCAAAACUUGUCGGGACUGUUUUGCAGCUUCUGAAACACAGUAUCAAUGAUCUGGAAUUAAAAGGGCUUAUUCAUUUGGAAUUUCUUCUUAGGAAAUUGCCCUCAACAUCUGUUUCACAAGCAUUGCAGAUUGCAAUUCCUCUGCUGAUAGAAAAUGCACUGCUUAAAGAACAGAUAGAAAAUCUGUCUUUAAAGCAGCUAUCUGAGGUGCUGGUUAUUGGUGCACGUGGGAGGAUUCGUAAUUUAAAUGUAAUUUUACGGGAAAUAUAUGACCGAGGUUGUAUUUACACUGGGAAAAUAGCCCAUUCCUUUUUAUGGACAUUGUUGGAUAUGUAUGCACGAGAGAACGUCGUUCGUUUAAAGAAAGAAGAUACUUUGAUCAGUGAGAUAUUAUUAAAGGAGUGUCUCAAAGUGUUUUCAAAAAAUAUAGAUACAUUUACUAUUGGUCAGAUUGAAACAACUCUUGGGAAGAUUAGUCAAGCAUGUGACAGAUCUGGCUCAGCAUGUUAUAGUGAGCAGUUUUUUGAUGCCACAGUAGUACACUGUAUCCAGAAAGAUGUUGGCUUUGUAAGAGCUUCCCACAUUUUAAGAAAGUUGCUUAGAGUGAAUUUCCUCUCAGAAGAUUUAACAAACUACAUAGUGGAAUUACUUCUACAGGAGCGUGAAAAAGUAUUAAGUGCUCCUGUUAUUGUUCCGCCCUUAAUUACUGCAAUAGCUGCGUGUCCAUCAUCCAAUGCCAGUCAUAUAGAAGUGGUGGAACUCCUUUUAAAUCACAGGUCUUUGACAUUAGAUUUGGAAUACUGCUUAAGAUCACCAAUCUUAAGUUUAGUUCUAGACUUACUAAGCCUUGGCUACUAUCAUCACCCAUUGAUAGAAAUAGUUACUUCCGCAGAAUUUCUCAGCCAAUAUGUGGUCAACUUCCCUAAAAGUCAUCUUACAAGCAGACAGCUACUUCAGUUAAAUCAGGUUUUAUCACUGGAUGGAGAAGUAUCACUUCGUGUCCCCGAUGAAUUUUUGAAGGAUGCCAACAACACAUUGGAAGAUAAUUCUGAAGAAUCUGAUCUUAAGAGUAGACUACACCUGAUUUUGAAAGACCCUGAGUGUGUUGCAUCAGGGGUGCUUACAGAUGAUGAUCUCUACAUAGACCAUCUUAUUGCCAUGGAUGAGGAAGGUAAACCUCUGAAGAUUUGCAAAAACAUGUCUACAGAAGGAUUUACAAGAUUGUCGGACUUAGAUAUAUCUGAAAGCUAUAAAAGGAUUGCUAUUUUAGACGUGAAGCCGUACGAAACAUACUCUCCAAAAAAUGUAUUGAAAAGAUACGUUCAAGUUCAUCAAAAGCUCUUGACAGCUUCUGGAUUUGUUGCAGUUCCUGUUAUACAGUCAUUGGUUCAGACUCGAGGUGACGAAAGAAACUGUAUAUAG
Macrobrachium nipponense is the source of this 2218-nucleotide messenger RNA. RefSeq lists its product as uncharacterized. The record is from RefSeq and is a predicted model, not a curated record. Lineage: Eukaryota; Metazoa; Arthropoda; Malacostraca; Decapoda; Palaemonidae. Bases 224 to 2218 code for a protein of 664 amino acids. The transcript has 12 exons.